AUGAUCAGCCAGCUCGGAGACGACCUCCUCGUCCAGAUUCUCAUCCGCCUCCCCGACCCGAGACCCGCCUGCCGCUGCAAAUCCGUCUGCAAGCGGUGGAAUUCCCUCAUCUCCACUCCCUCCUUCAACCGCCGCUUCGUUCAUCACCACCGUAGCUCGAAUCACCACCUCCCUCUGCCGGACGAUCCGAACGAGCUGCAAUCGACCAUCCGGAGAUUAGGGUUUCUCCCUCGCGCGUACGUUCUAAACGAUCUGAGAGUCCUCGAUUGCUUCAAGGACUUGGUUUUGUGCGGGUUCUGGGAUUUGUAUAACAACAACGACAUACCGGGGAGAUCGUACUUGAUCUGCAAUCCGUUCACGAAGCAAUGGGUCGCCCUUCCUCUAGCGCCUAAAAAGCGUAUAGGGUACGAACAAGCCGUCGCGAGGUUAGUUUGCGAACCCCGAAACCCUAAGAAACUUUAUCUGGGAGAUAACGACGAACCAGCGUUCGUCUAUUCUUCCGAGUAUCGGUUUCGAGUGGUGUGUAUUUAUCAGGUGGGAUCCAGUACGGAGUCUGUAAAACUGGACUUGUUCUGCUCGGAGUCUGGGAAAUGGACGAAGGAGGCCCUUGUUCGUCCUGGUCACAUCAAAAUUGGGAACAAGAAUGUAACUUCGUGGAAUGGGGAAUUGUUGUGGGUGUAUAUUGAGACCCGAGAUUUCGAUGCUGGCCGGAUUGAUCCCGUGGUGGCUGCCUGGAAUCCUUUCCGCAUUGAUAUACCUCCCACUUGUAUCGACGUCUCUGCAUUCUAUGAGAAAGAGCGGUGGGACAUUUCCGUAUCGCAGGGUGCUCUGCACGUAGUUGCGUUAGAAGAGCGAACCGUGCCUACUUGUUCGAGCGUUUGGAGGCUGGAAGAAGACCGUAAAUCGUGGAAGAAACAGCGUGAAACGUUGUUGAAGACAGCAGUGGGGUUCAACUAUAAAUCUAAGAGCAGUUGUCUACCUUUUCUUCAUCCAAAUAACCCGGAAGUAGUCUUCCUCCAUUGUAGGGGCGGUCCGGAUGACAAUGCUAUAUUGUCCUGCGAUUUGAGGAGGGGAGAGCUCGAGUUCUUUGCUAAACUAGAAGUACUUGCGUGCCGUUUUACUGUGCUCCAGCCUAUUAGGGUGGCUUGCUGGCCGACUCCAAUUCCAAGGUACGAGGAGUUGCGCGAGGCAUGUACGAUGGAAGUUACAGCUUUUGGGUUCAGAGCAGCACUGAAGCAACUACUCCGUCCCUGAAUAAUUGGUAAUUACUUCUGCUUAUAAGAACUUAUUUUCAUUUCUGCACUAACUAACAAACUAACUGACUACAUUAUCAUGCACAUACUUGCAUCUCUUAUCUUGUUCUUAGUUUGCUUGAGCAUUUUAUGUUUUGAUUGCAAACUCUUUGCCUACUCUUUUAAGCUGAAAUUCGAUGAUGAUGAACGUGUUGUCUCUUUCAUUCUCUUGCUGUUGUGGCUGUUAAUUGCUCCACUGAGACAAGAAUGCCAACUAGUUGACCGAGCUGCGAACAGUUUGGUCAUCAGAUGAAUGACAACAUGGCAACAUAGAUGUUGAAUCAUUCCUGGAAUGUUUUGUGAUCGAUCGGAAGAUGUUAAUGGUGAUUGGUGAGAAACGCACUAAUGUAUCUACGUUCCCCUGUGUUAUUGGCGAUGAUAAGAAAGCCCUGCCACUUGUUAUUUAGCUUAGUUUUCUUCUUCUUUGUGAAGAUAAUUUAUGUAGCUAGACAUCUUUAUCUUUUUUAUGGUAAUCUAGUACUACUGAUGAGAGGAGAAACUGAUGUUAGAUAAUGUUUGCUGUUGGUGUCUUAUAAUGGAAUUGGUAGAAUCUGGAAUGCAAUUUAUUGCUUGCUUAUGCUUGAAGGUGUAUGAAAUUGUACCAAUGAAAUGGGGAAAUAUAUAUUUAU
Molecule: messenger RNA, 1921 nt
Organism: Linum tenue
Lineage: Eukaryota; Viridiplantae; Streptophyta; Magnoliopsida; Malpighiales; Linaceae
Source: the annotation of a GenBank genome assembly